Sceloporus undulatus (fence lizard) is the source of this 2319-nucleotide messenger RNA. Its product is annotated as myb/SANT-like DNA-binding domain-containing protein 2. NCBI's taxonomy places the organism in Eukaryota, Metazoa, Chordata, Lepidosauria, Squamata, Phrynosomatidae. The transcript is spliced from 4 exons. Bases 20 to 1705 code for a protein of 561 amino acids. The record is from RefSeq and is a predicted model, not a curated record.
UCGGCUCCGAGGCACCAAUAUGGCGGCGCCCUGUGGCUCCUCACAGCUCCCUGCCGCCGAGUCCCCGGCGCUGAAGAUCCCCAAGAUGGAGGUGCUCUCGCCGGGGUCCCCGGGGGCGCUGAGCGAUGGCAACCCCAGCCUCUCGGACCCCUCCACGCCCAGCGGAGCCUCCCCUCUGGGCCCCGCCGGCGGCGGCGGCACGGGCUCCGCGGCCGCCGCUGCCUCGGCCGCCGCUUCCUCCGGGGGCCGCGGGGGCGCCUCGCCUUCGGCCUCCUUCUCCCCCGGAGGCACCGCCUCCUCCGCCGCCGCCGCCGCCUGCAGAGGCAUGUCCUGGACGCCGGCCGAGACGAACGCCCUGAUCGCCGUCUGGGGCAACGAGCGGCUGGUGGAGGCCCGGUACCAGCAGCUGGAGGGCGCCGGCACCGUCUUCGGCAGCAAGGCCCCCGGCCCCGCCAUGUACGAGCGCGUCUCCCGGGCCUUGGCCGAGCUGGGCUACGAGAGGACGCCCUCGCAGUGCAGGGAGCGCAUCAAGACCCUUCGCAGGUGUUACAGCCGAGUGAAAGAACAUGGUGUUGGGAAAAGGAAAAGCAGUUACACGUUUGAACAGUUGGAGCAGGUCUUUGGUCAAGGAGGAUGGGACUCUCAACCUUGCCAACCAGUGCUUAUCAACAGUAGUGGCCUAUACCAAGAGCUUGAGUCAGAUGGCAGUACAAUGGAGGAGUUCUCCCAGGAUGAAUGGGGAAACCAUAGUCAGGAACUUCAUUGCUACCAGUCAGGAGACCAAGAAUUGGAUGAAAUGCCUGCUAUGAAAAAAUCUUUGAAGAUAAAGCAGGAAACUUCUGAAGAAUCACAGAAACGUGAUAUGAUGCAGAAUAUUGUGCAGAUCUUGGAAUCCGUCCAGUUAAAGUGGGAAAUAUUUCAGAGCUGGACAGACUUCUCUAGGUUACAUCUUUCUAACAAACUGGCUAUAUUUGGCAUUGGAUAUAACACACGGUGGAAGGAGGAUAUUCGUUACCACUAUGCUGAGAUCAGUUCCCAAGUUCCCCUUGGCAAGCGACUCCGGGAAUAUUUCAACUCGGAAAAGCCAGAGGGCAGGAUAAUUAUGACCAGGGUACAAAAAAUGAACUGGAAGAAUGUUUACUACAAAUUUCUAGAGAUCACUAUUAGCGAAGCCCGGUGCCUAGAGCUACACAUGGAGAUUGACUGGAUACCUAUUGCUCACUCCAAGCCAACAGGUGGAAAUAUUGUCCAGUAUUUAUUACCUGGGGGUAUUCCAAAAAGCCCUGGUCUGUAUGCCAUUGGUUAUGAAGAUUGUCACAACAAACCACAGUCUCCUGAUCAUGAGACGAUAAGCCAAGACCCUGAAAAUGAAACCCAUGGGGAAGUGGAAAUGCAGUUGACACAAACUUCUGUCAAAGUGGAGAUGCAAUCUACCCGAAUCAUAUAUUGUUACCUUGGCAUUGCAGAGGUUAGAACUCUUCAGCAGUGCUUGUUCUUACACUUUCAGGCAAACACCAAAACCUUCAGCAAAGAGUGGGUUGGAAUCAAUGGAUUUUUAUCUCAAAACUGCAUUGUGGACCCAGGGAUUUCUCCCAAAUCCAUCUACAUUAAAUUUGUGGAAGUGGAGAGGGACUUUCUUUCUGCUGGCUCAUUGGUAGAGUGCCUGGAAAAAGCAAUUGGAUAUCCCUUGAAAUUUAACAACUAAAUCUUAUCCUUCAUAAGGAUCAAAACGUUGACUCCUAUGUGGCAUUCGGACAUGUUUGACAGUCCAAGACUGAUAAAGUAAGCCUUUGUGAAGAACUUGAACAACAACAAAAAAUCACACUUGGUGGGGAUUUUAGAAAACGUGUGUCCCGAGUCAGUAAAAUAUACAGCUUACUUGCUGAUUUUGUAAAGCGAAGACUUUGAAAGGGAGCCUUGUAAAUACAGUGACUGUUGGUACAUUCCAUGUUGGACGAGCGUACACUUUACGUUUCAUACGAAAAGCUGUUUUCCACAAUGUCUCAUUUUUACACAUCUGUCUAUCUAUAAGUGUUAUUACGAUUAUGUAAUAAAUAAGCAAUAGAUAACGGCGAAUUUAAACUUGGGGUCACAUGAGACUGCUUUUCAGUGCCACUUUUAACCUCUCUUGUAUAUAAGUUAGCAUUUCACGCCUUUUCUCCCAUCAAGUGUUUUUAAUAUUUCCAACCAGUGUUGCCUGCAAAAAAACCCUUCUGUUCCUGUGAUGUAUCCCACUUUACUAGUAGUGUUGCCAUAUCAACUUUUUGUUUUUGGUUUUGUUUUGUUUUUUUUACAUUAAAGUAAUCCCGGUCUUUUUUU